Molecule: messenger RNA, 2327 nt
Organism: Styela clava
Lineage: Eukaryota; Metazoa; Chordata; Ascidiacea; Stolidobranchia; Styelidae
Source: RefSeq, a predicted model, not a curated record
GGAUUUUUGAAUGAAAUGUUUGAAAGAACAAAGAACAGAACAACAAGUGGUGUAAGCCAAAGUUCAGAAUAUAGCAGCGUUAUGACGUCAGAGGAUAGUGGAGAGCUGCUGAGUGCCAGAUCGGAAACAUCACUAGCAUCUGGUAUUUCAUCGCUAUCGACACCAAGACCUCAACACUUUGUCGUCGUUGCGGUGGAUUUUGGAACAACUUACAGUGGUUAUGCAUUCAGCUUUGUGCAUCGUCCUGAUCAAAUCCAUAUGAUGCGCAGAUGGUCAGGUGGGGAUCCAGGAAUUAGCAACCAGAAAACUCCAACUACCAUUCUACUGAAACCGUCGGGUGCUUUUCAUUCAUUUGGAUUCGAAGCGCGAGAUUUCUACCAUGAUCUUGACCCACAGGAAGCGAGGAACUGGUUUUAUUUUGAAAGAUUCAAGAUGGCGUUGCAUUCAAACUUGAAACUGAGCAAAACAACUCAACUCGUUGCAGCAAAUCAGAAAACGAUGCCAGCAAUUCAAGUCUUUGCCCACGCGCUGAGAUUCUUCAGACAACACGCAUUACAGGAACUCUCCGAUGAACUCGGUACGCGCAUGCGCACUAGCGAUGUCAGGUGGGUCGUGACAGUCCCAGCUAUCUGGCGCCCUCAAGCAAAACAAUUCAUGAGAGAAGCAGCAUAUCAGGCUGGACUUGCAAGCGAGGAUAAUCCGAGUCAACUAGUUAUAGCGUUAGAACCGGAAGCGGCGUCAAUAUAUUGUCGGAAGUUACGUAACACUCAAUUACAAACUACGUCACCUGAUGAUCUCACAAUACAGGAAUCUCUAAAAUCGGGAUGUCAGUAUAUGGUUGUCGAUUGUGGGGGAGGCACUGUUGACGUCACAGUACACAUGAUUGUUGGAAGCAAAACUCUUCAGGAAGUCCGUGCUGCAAGUGGUGGAGCUAUGGGAAGCGUUGCUGUUGACGCAGAAUUUGAACGAUUAUUGAGAGACAUUUUUGGCGAUGAUUUUAUUGAAGAGUUUAGAAGAAAACGACCAGCAGGAGCAGUUGAUCUAUUCGUUGCAUGGGAGUCGAGGAAACGAUCAGCCAGUCCAAGCAAGAAUUGCUCGUUAAAUAUUUCUUUACCUUUUUCUUUCAUUGAUUUGCAUCGGAAACUAAAGCAGGCAUCUGUAGACGAAGUUGUCAAGAAGUAUAACGAUCCCAAUGUUAAAUGGUCGUCACAGGGAAUGCUUCGUAUCACACCAGCUCUUAUGAGAAGACUAUUUCAACCAACGUUAGAUGCCAUCGUGAACCACGUAGCAUCACAAAUCGAUUCAAGAAUCUCACACUUGUUCUUAGUGGGAGGUUUCGCCGAGUCUCCGUUGCUACAGCAACAGUUACGUAAUGCUGUUGGCGACAGAGUUCGCGUUAUAAUACCCAAUGACGUCAGCCUUACAAUAUUAAAGGGAGCGGUUCUUUUCGGUUUGGAUCCGACUACAGUGCGCAUGCGAACGAGUCAAAUGACGUAUGGCGUUGGAAUUCUGAAUGCAUUCGACGCAUCAAAACAUCCCGCUCAUAAAAGAUUGAUCAGAGAUGGCCAUGUCUGGUGCACAGAUAUAUUUGAUGCUUAUGUCAUUGCAGGGAGCAUGGUCGGACUCGGAGAUGUUGUACAGAGGAGCUACGCCCCAGUACGACGCGACCAAAACACUGUCGUCAUAAAUCUUUAUUCAUGCGAAAGGUCGGAUGUAAAAUUCAUUGACGAAGAAGGAGUAAGAAAAUGUGCUACGUUACGUGUGCAUCUACCUGUGACGACAUCAGCAGGAAUGACGUCAUCUGCGAAUCGAAAAUCAUCAAAACGAGAACUGCAAAUUUCUAUGAUGUACGGAGACACGGAAAUCAAAGUGCAUUGUCUUGAUGUCGUCACCGGGACUAAAGUGAAUGCGAGCAUAGACUUCUUGGCGAAAUAAGACAGCAUUUAUCAGUCAAAGAUGCGAACGAUGCAUGUUGCUUGGUUUGGCCAUUCUUGAUAUACUCUUGAACUCGUAGGGUUGGAAAAAAGAGUUAUAUGACUGCAUAAUUGUAUGUAAAAGCGCUUCUUCCAAUACAAAUGGAAUCUACAUUUGAAAAUUUCAAAAAUGACAUAUAUAUAGUCGUAAUGCAUACAUACUGCAUAUAUACUGCUAGUCGUAACUACCUUUCAAAAUUGUCAAACCGUCAUGUCAUCUCAGUCUAGGAAUCAAAACGAAAGUAUUAAAGCAUGCAUGCAUUCCUAGCUUCGUUAUGUUAUAUAUGUUGUAUAUUUUUUUAAAUCAACGCCACGAUAACAUAAAAUUGUAUUUCAAUAAAUUGUGAUAAACGC